AUGGCACCCCUCACAACCGCGGCUCGCGCCCUCGCGCGCUCUGCAGCACCACGAACCGCAGUCCGAUGCAUGUCCGCGACCGCCGUCCGCCCGUCCGACAGCACCUACGAGAGCCCCUUCCGCGGCUCGCAGUCCACCACCAAGGUCCCCGACUUCAGCCACUACGCCGCCAAGAAUGGUGCCAACAAGAACCUCAUGUACCAGUACUUCAUGGUCGGCGCCCUGGGCACGAUCACCGCGGCCGGAGCCAAGUCCACGAUCCAAGAAUUCCUGAAGAACAUGUCCGCAUCUGCCGAUGUCUUGGCCAUGGCCAAGGUCGAGGUUGACCUCGCAUCAAUCCCAGAGGGCAAGAACGUCAUCAUCAAGUGGCGAGGCAAGCCCGUCUUCAUCCGACACCGUACCGAGGGCGAGAUCGCCGAGGCAAACAAGGUCAACGUUGCGUCCCUACGGGACCCUCAGCAGGACGAGGACCGUGUGAAGAAGCCUGAGUGGCUGGUCAUGCUGGGCGUCUGCACACAUCUGGGUUGUGUGCCAAUCGGCGAGGCUGGCGACUUCGGCGGAUGGUUCUGCCCCUGCCACGGUUCCCACUACGAUAUCUCCGGACGUAUACGCAAGGGCCCUGCUCCUCUCAACCUCGAGAUUCCCGAAUACGACUUCCCCGAAGACGACAAGCUGAUCAUCGGUUAA
Diaporthe citri is the source of this 687-nucleotide messenger RNA. RefSeq lists its product as uncharacterized. The record is from RefSeq and is a predicted model, not a curated record. The transcript is spliced from 4 exons. Gene Ontology annotation, biological process: mitochondrial electron transport, ubiquinol to cytochrome c. NCBI's taxonomy places the organism in Eukaryota, Fungi, Ascomycota, Sordariomycetes, Diaporthales, Diaporthaceae. Gene Ontology annotation, molecular function: quinol-cytochrome-c reductase activity; 2 iron, 2 sulfur cluster binding. Gene Ontology annotation, cellular component: membrane. Bases 1 to 687 code for a protein of 228 amino acids.